This is a messenger RNA of Chaetomium fimeti, 752 nucleotides long. RefSeq names its product Glyoxalase/Bleomycin resistance protein/Dihydroxybiphenyl dioxygenase. The record is from RefSeq and is a predicted model, not a curated record. Bases 1 to 465 code for a protein of 154 amino acids. The transcript has 2 exons. NCBI's taxonomy places the organism in Eukaryota, Fungi, Ascomycota, Sordariomycetes, Sordariales, Chaetomiaceae.
AUGGCCCAACUCAACCCCCUCGGGCACAUCUCGAUCGGCGUGCGGGACUACGCCGUCUCCAAAGCCUUCUACAGCGCAGCACUCGCCCCCCUCGGGCUCAAACUCGUCUACGACAGCGAGGCGUCCCCCUCACCCAGUACCCCCAGCUCCCCCAACACCACCACCACCAAAAAAGUGCGCACCCUCGGCUACGGCCGCGACGCCCAGCACGAAGUCCUCAACAUCUUCGAGUUCGGGUCCGAGGCGGCCGCGCCCGGGCCGGGGUUCCACCUCGCGUUUGACGCGCCGAGCCGCAUGGCGGUGGUGGGCUUCCACGCGCAGGCAACCGGCGCGGGCGGGACUGAUAACGGGCUGCCCGGGGUGAGGAGGCACUACGGCGCGAGCUACUUCGCUGCGUUUGUGGUUGAUCCGGAUGGGUGGCGGUUGGAGGCGGCUGGAAAGAAAGAGAGGGCGGCCUCCACGUGAUGGAUGGCAUGUUGAUGCGUGGAAACUGUGGAAUUGGGGACACGACGGCUAUGAGUGACUUGAGUACUACCUAAUUCUGCGUGAAUUUCAAGGUACCUGUAUGGAAUUAUGCAAUACCUGUCUCGUUUUUCUGAGCGAUAGAGCAGGCUGCUUCUUGGGAAGGCGCGUAGAACCUCGGUAUGUUUGGCCAGAUGGCAUCAAAUACGCGAUUCUACUAUGCCCACCUUUCGCAAAUGUGGCCGUUGUGGCCCUCUUUCUCAACUCCUCUCCUCAAACUGGACUGCAAA